Messenger RNA from Gossypium arboreum, 1690 nucleotides. RefSeq names its product geraniol 8-hydroxylase-like. Gene Ontology annotation, molecular function: iron ion binding; oxidoreductase activity, acting on paired donors, with incorporation or reduction of molecular oxygen; heme binding. NCBI's taxonomy places the organism in Eukaryota, Viridiplantae, Streptophyta, Magnoliopsida, Malvales, Malvaceae. Bases 55 to 1551 code for a protein of 498 amino acids. The record is from RefSeq and is a predicted model, not a curated record. The transcript is spliced from 2 exons.
UUGUUAUAAAAGAUAAGAGGUACUUUCUAUUGUGUAUAACAACAAGCAAUUAAUAUGGAUUUCCUGAAUUGGUUAAUGUACUUUGUUUUCUCCUUGAUAUUGUUUCAAGCUUUCCAUUUGAUCACAAGAAGGAAAUUGGGAAGAUCCCAUAAGCUUCCGCCCGGUCCACCAACAAUUCCGAUCUUCGGGAACCUUUUCCAGGUUGGUGAUAAACCCCAUAGGUCCCUUGCCAAACUUGCCAAGAUUCAUGGGGACAUCAUGACUCUGAAACUUGGCCAGACUACUACCGUAGUUUUUUCAUCUGCAACAAUGGCCAAAGAAAUCUUUCAAAAGCAUGAUGCCGUAUCUUGUAACCGAACCAUUCCCGAUGCCCUUCGUGCCCUUCAACAUCACGAAGCCGGAUUGCCUUGGAUGCCUGUUUCAACCACAUGGAGAAAUCUUAGGAAAAUCUGCAAUUUGCAUAUUUUCGCUACUCAUAAACUUGACGCUAAUCAAUACUUGAGGCGCAGCAAAGUAGAACAACUCCUUGCUGGUGUUCGCGAAAGUUCCCUCAUCGGAGAAGCGAUUGAGAUACGUCAAGCUGCUUUCAAAACUACGCUUAGUCUCAUAUCAAAUACUAUUUUCUCCAUUGAUUUAGCCGACUCUACUCAUACUUCUGAGGAGUUCCGAGAAAUUGUGCGGGGUAUCAUGGAAGAGUUGGGAAAACCCAACUUUGGAGAUUAUUUCCCUAUUGCUAAUCUUGACUUGCAGGGCAUCAGGCGUCGAGUGGCAAUUCUUUUUAGAAAGAUGAUGGAUCUUUUCGAUAAAAUGCUCGAUGAGCGGAUGGAGUUGAGAAGGAUGAAUGAUUAUAUAUCAACUGAUGAUUUCUUGGAUAUCCUUCUCCAACUCAGCCACCAAGGAAACACCGAAAAGCUCGACAGAAAUCUUAUCAAACAUUUGAUUUUGGAUUUGGUUGUAGGCGCAAUCGAGACAACUACAAGUACUUUGGAAUGGGCAAUGGCGGAAUUACUCCAAAACCCAAAAGUUUUGCAGGAAGCCAGAGGAGAACUGAAGCAAAUAAUUGGCGAGGGGAACUUGGUGGAGGAAUCUAACAUUACUUGUUUACCUUAUUUGCAAGCAAUUGUCAAGGAAACGAUGAGGUUGCAUCCAUCGUUUCCUUUGUUACUCCCCAAAAAAGCUGAAGCAGAUAUCGAGAUUCACAGCUUCGUCAUUCCAAAAGGUACACAACUGUUGAUCAACGCAUGGGCUAUAGGUAGAGAUCCUAAGUUCUGGGAGGUGCCUGACUUGUUUCGUCCAGAGAGGUUCAUAAGAUCAGAAAUGGAUGUUAAAGGAAGGGAUUUUGGACUGAUUCCGUUCGGAGGUGGGCGAAGAAUUUGCCCCGGAUUACCAUUGGCCAUAAGAAUGUUGCACUUAAUGUUGGGUGGACUCAUUCAUUCAUUUGAUUGGAAACUUGAAAAUAACAUCACACCAGAGAGUUUAGAUAUGAAGGAUAAGUAUGGUCUUUUUCUGCAGAAAGCUCAACCAUUAAGAAUCAUUCCGAUUUCAAAUUAACAAUGUUGUGUUGGUUAUUUUAUCUAUAACUAUUGAAGUGUAAUAAGUGAAACUUAGCUAAUGACAAGUUAUUGUAUCGUAAAUUUCAUGUUUUCAAACUUUCUGCCAAUCAAAUAAAAAUCAUAUAAAUCUAUCAGAA